UUAUAUAAGCCGAAAGACACGAAGGAUAGUGUUAUUUGCACAUCCACAGGAAGCUAGAGUCGGCGUCUUCACUCCUCUCAUCGAUCUUCGUCUCUUCGUCCUCUCCCAAACUCUAAAAUUCAAAGCUGCAAAGAUUGAGCCAUCCGACCGUAAAAGAAAGAAAGCAGCUUCAUCCCUCUCAGCAGAUCGUUCGGACAAUAACCAAGACAAAAGGCAGGGACACAUCAAGAGCAAAAAGACGAAAAUGUCCUCAUCAAAUCAGGUCAGGGCAUCCCACAUACUGAUCAAGCAUCAAGGUUCCAGAAGAAAGGCCUCAUGGAAGGAUCCAGAUGGUGCAGUUAUCAGUAACACCACCAGGGAUGCAGCUGUCACUCAACUCAAGUCACUUCGUGAGGACAUUAUCUCUGGAAAGUCCACAUUUGACCAAGUUGCUACUCGUGUCUCUGAUUGCAGCUCUGCCAAGCGUGGUGGUGAUCUCGGCCCUUUUGCCCGUGGCCAGAUGCAGAAGCCUUUUGAAGAAGCAACAUUUUCUCUCAAGGUUGGAGAGAUGAGUGAAAUUGUGGAUACAGACAGUGGAGUUCAUAUCAUCCUGAGGACCGGUUGAGCAGUUGCAAGCGAAACUUGUUGAUUUUUGAGGAUCCAAGUUAUCGCUAAUAUAUGGAUCUAGGGAUCAGCCCUGUGGAAUGUUGCUCUUUUUAGUUUUGUUAUUGUCAAUGACUAGCUAUUCAGUGUAUGAAGCAAAAUUGGCUAAUUGAGCACUAGAUGGAUUUGAACUCUUCUUUUGAUGACAUGUUAUUAUGGGAACUUUAUGGUUGUGAUUUGAAACUUUGGAUUUCCUGUGGGACU
Molecule: messenger RNA, 846 nt
Organism: Argentina anserina (silverweed cinquefoil)
Lineage: Eukaryota; Viridiplantae; Streptophyta; Magnoliopsida; Rosales; Rosaceae
Product: peptidyl-prolyl cis-trans isomerase Pin1
Exons: 3
Coding region: 245-604 (119 amino acids)
Cellular component (GO): cytosol; nucleus
Molecular function (GO): peptidyl-prolyl cis-trans isomerase activity
Source: RefSeq, a predicted model, not a curated record